AUGGAUCCCGACUACGCCGCGCGUCCUCCUGCCGACGAAGAUAAAGAUCGCGCCGCAUAUCUCAAUACUGAACAAGCGAAAUUGGUUUUGGCGUUGCUCGAUCUGACCGAGAAUAAGAUCGAGUCAGUCGUACAAGUUAAGCUUUCGGUUCAACGCGAGACUCAGCCCAACAGAUCUGCCAUAGCUCUUGAGGCUGAUGACCAAAUUACGCCCUACAUCGAUUCUGAGAGUUUGAGGCCAACAUCAACAUCUGGUUUCAAUGAGCAGGAAUUCAUCACCGCCGAAAAAGCACGCGCUGCUUCUAAGAAAGAAAAAUUGAUCCAGGACCUGAAGUCUGAUUUUGAACAAACACGCGCUAACUCCGAUAAAGACGCUAUGAUACAGCGCUUACAAGCGGAGCUCAGGGAUAUGACGGUUGAGUGUGAUAUAGAGAAAACAGCCAAUCAGGAUUUUCAAAGGCAGUUGCAAGAGACAAAUUAUACGAUGGCUUUGUGUGAACAACAGUAUGCCGCCGAAAAGGCUAGAAUUCGGAGACAAAAUGAAACAGAUAUGAGAUACCUCAGAAUUGCUGCUGAGCAUAGUUCUAAGGUCCGACGUGGAUGGUUCCAUUCAGGCAAGCAAGUUGAAAUCUGCCGAAAAUUUAUACAAGUUGAUACGAUAUAUCGAGGGCAAGCAGAUCGAAAUGUCAUUAAUCAACGAAAUAACGCUUGUCACUGCGGAAACACCGAACUUGAUUUUUCUCUUUUCAAAAGUCUCCUCAUGACGCCUCAGGACCAAAAAGAUUUCUUUUUAUACUAUUCCGUCCGGCCCGAGACUUAUGACAGUUGGAAUGUUGCCGCAACAUGUCAAAAGCUCCCAAGACUUCUUAACAUGCAUGCUACAAUGUUCAGCAAUUACUACCCGACUUCAUACACUCAUAGUGCAAUGAAUGAUACCAGGUUUGAAAAUUUCUUCGCAGAAUGCUACAAGAUCUAUGACGAUGGAAUCGGAAACGGAACCCCGGAGGCCCGUGGAAAGCAUUUCGACACUGAUCCAUAUGUCGACGAGCUUCUCGGAGAGAUGAAAGAGAUCGUAGAUGAGACUGUUCAAAGCGAGAAGGAGCAGAGCUAUCGUCCCCGUUCGGCAAGAAUCUCCUGGUAUAAGAAAUAA
Messenger RNA from Sclerotinia borealis F-4128, 1149 nucleotides. Lineage: Eukaryota; Fungi; Ascomycota; Leotiomycetes; Helotiales; Sclerotiniaceae. The record is from the annotation of a GenBank genome assembly.